Molecule: messenger RNA, 478 nt
Organism: Lactuca virosa
Lineage: Eukaryota; Viridiplantae; Streptophyta; Magnoliopsida; Asterales; Asteraceae
Source: the annotation of a GenBank genome assembly
AUGUUUUGUUAUGCUUCAUCUGCUGGAGAACGAGGCAUCCAAGUUAUUAUUGUUGGUGUAGGGGGUGCAGCCCAUUUGCCAGGUAUGGUAGCUGCAUUGACACCCUUACAUGUCAUUGGAGUUCCUGUGCGUGCUUCUGCAUUAGAUGGCCUUGACUCCCUUCUCUCAAUUGUUCAGGGUUCUGCAGGAGAAACCAAACUUGAGAAAGAGAAAGUGGGAGAUAAAGAAAGUGAAUCUAGUGUGAUUAAGGAGGACGUGUCUGAAGCUGAAGCACUUCCUGUGAUUAUAGACUUACUGUAGGUUUGAAAAACUGAAUUCGUGUAACUUUUGCUGCAGACCCAUCUUCUCUUGAAGAAGCUUUUGAUAGAGUGAAGCCUUUUUGCCAAAAGCAUUCUCAUCAGCAAAAGGUUCAUAUUCUCUUAAAAAGGAAAUUGUCAAAGGAUAAUUUAGUCAUGACUUUCUUUUAAUGGGUUACAUG